AUGGCGACCCGGCGUGUGGGGCGAAGCUACUGGGAGCUGAGUCCCACGGAGCGGAGGCCGCCGGCCAGGCUGCGGGGCCCCGGGGCCGCCGAGGAGGCGGCCUCCCCGCCCGUGCUGUCUCUCAGCCACUUCUGCAAGGCGCCUUUCCUCUGCUUCGGGGACGUCCGCCUGGGCGCCUCGCGGACACGGUCUCUCACCCUGGACAAUCCCAACGAGGAGGCGGCCGACGUGAGGGUCUGCCGCUUCCCGGCCGCCGACCGCGGCUUCAGCAUCGCGACGCGCGGCUUCCGGCUGCAGCCUAAAGAAAAAAUUGUGAUUUCUAUUAGCUGGACUCCAGUCAAGGAAGGCCGAGUAAGAGAGGUUGUGACGUUUCUUGUAAAUGAUAUUUUAAAACACCAAGCUAUAUUACUAGGAAAUGCAGAAGAACGGAAAAAGAAAAAGGGAAGGCUUUGGAAUAGCAUUAAUAAGAAGACUGUUUCAACCUCUUCAAAUCAUAGCAAAGGAAUUUCUAAUAGUGAAAAUGUUAAUGAAACAUUCAAUGUUUUCCAAAAAAUUGACACAGCUAGAAGCCCAUUGCAAGCCUGUGAAAAUUUGGCUAUGACUGAAGUCUAUUCCCCAACAGAACAUAAUUCUUUAGUCCUUGAAGAAAAUAGAUCCCCCAUAUCACCAAUUAGCCCCUCUUCCACAGGAAGCUAUGGUGAGGCUUGUUUGUCACUUUCUAACCGUCAAUCUACCACCUACACGUCUCUUCACAUAUCUGAACAUGUGGACGUAUUGAAAGUAGAAGGCUCCACUAUUUCAAAUGACCGUAAUCAGCAAGUCACAUCAGUAGGAUCCUUUAAUUCCAUCAACAAAAUUAAUGGCCAAACUGAUGAGAAUAACGGACUCAUUCUUACUCCAAACUGCUCUUCUUCAACUUUGAGUAUUACACAAAGCAAUGGGGAUUUUCUGAGUCCGGACUCUUUUGUACGUAAUAGCCACAUAGGUAAUAAUGAAGUUGAACUAGUUACGCGCCUGUCUUCAGAUACAUUUCUGAAAGACAAUUCAAAGGUUAUGCAUUUGGAAUCAAAAAGUGUACAUGAAAUUUAUCAAGCUAUUUUAAGUCCAGAUUCUUUUGUAAGUGAUGGUUAUGGACUAAAACAGGCUCUAGAAUCAGAGACAGGUAAACCCAUACUGUCACCAAAUCAAUUUGUAAAAGAUAACAUGGCCUAUAUAUGUUCAUCUCAGCAAACAUGUAAACUAUCACCAUUAGCAAAUGACAAUUUACAGGCCCCACAGCCGCCUCAAGUUUGGAUCAAAAAUAAAGUUUUACCAGGUACUUAUGAUUGUCAGGAUUCAAAAUCUCCCAGAGCUAUUUUUGAACAACCCAAAACUGUAGGUAUGAAGUCAGAUUACAAAAGUUUUACAAAACAAAACCAUCUGAAAUUUUCUGCAGUUCAGGAUUCUAAUUACAAACACAAUGAACAAUCCAAAAAACGCCCAAUACUUUCCAGCACUGUUACUAAAAGGAAAUCUAACUGUGUCAGAAAAAAACAAACUGAAACUAAUAAACCAAAGGUGAAGAGAUGCCUCAACAUUACAGCAGGUGAACUUGAGCAAGGGAUAGUUGACAAUCAAAGAGACAAAGAGUCUUUUCAUUCAUAUCUUCCAAUUAUAGAGCCAAUUGCAAUUAAUUGUAACAAUGGUAAAAAUGAAACAAGAUCUCCCUUAAAGACUACUUUAGUUACCCGUAAAAGAAAGAGUGCUGGAAACUUGGAAGCUGCAAAUGUGAGAAGUGCAGUUGUGGGACUUACUGAAAUACAAGAAAUCAAAAGAAUCCACUUUUCGCCUGUGGAAUCUAACACAUCAACUGCUAAAAAGAGCAAAAAAGUCAUCACGCCUGUCUCAAAACAUAUGAGUAGCAGAGCGAAAUUAAACCUGAAGAAGAGAACAGAUUCAUUACUAUGCAGAACUCCUAGUUCCAAAACGAACAAGAGGACUAAAGCUAUUGUUCCUGUGGCACAGUCCAAUUUGACCUUCAUAAAACCACUAAAAACAGAUAUUCCUAGACAUCCAAUGCCAUUUGCUGCAAAAAAUAUGUUUUAUGAUGAACGCUGGAAGGAGAAGCAAGAGCAGGGCUUCACUUGGUGGUUAAAUUUUAUAUUGACUCCUGAUGACUUCACUGUCAAAACAAGUAUCUCUGAAGUAAAUGCUGCUACUCUUCUUUUGGGAAUGGAGAGCCAACAUAAAAUAAGUGUUCCUAGAGCGCCGACGAAAGAUGAAGUUUCUCUCAGAGCUUACACUGCCCGCUGCAGACUGAAUCGAUUACGGCGUGCAGCCUGCCGUUUGUUUUCUUCCGAAAAAAUGGUGAAAGCUAUUAAAAAACUUGAAAUCGAAAUUGAAGCAAAACGGUUAAUUGUUCGUAAAGAUAGACAUAUUUGGAAGGAUGUGGGAGAACGGCAGAAAGUAUUAGAUUGGCUUUUAUUCUAUAAUCCUUUGUGGCUACGAAUUGGCUUAGAGACAGUUUUUGGAGAACUCAUAUCUUUGGAAGACAACAGUGAUGUCAUGGGGUUGGCUGUGUUCAUUCUGAAUCGCUUGCUUUGGAAUCCUGAUAUAGCAGCUGAAUACAGACACCCCAGCGUUCCUCAUCUUUACAGAGAUGGUCAUGAAGAAGCUUUGUCCAAGUUUACUUUGAAAAAGCUAUUGUUGUUGGUCUGUUUCCUUGACUAUGCGAAAAACUCCAGACUUAUUGAUCAUGACCCUUGUCUCUUCUGUAAAGAUGCUGAAUUCAAGGCUAGUAAAGAAAUUCUUCUGGCUUUUUCUCGAGAUUUUCUGAGUGGUGAAGGUGAUCUUUCUCGUCACCUUAGCUUUUUGGGAUUACCUGUUAGCCACGUUCAGACGCCAUUUGAUGAAUUUGAUUUUGCUGUUACAAAUCUUGCUGUAGACUUGCAGUGUGGGGUGCGUCUUGUGCGAACCAUGGAACUUCUCACACAAAACUGGAAUCUCUCAAAGAAACUCAGAAUUCCUGCAAUAAGCCGUCUUCAGAAAAUUCAUAAUGUUGACAUUGUUUUUGAAAUUCUUAAAUCACGAGGAAUUCAACUGAUUGAUGAGCAAGGAAACACAAUUCUGUCUAAGGAUAUUGUGGACAGGCACAGAGAAAAAACUCUUGCGCUGCUUUGGAAAAUAGCGUUUGCUUUUCAGUAUUUUAUAAGUGUGAAUGUGGUAGCACCUUGGGUAUACAUUGUAGAAUGCGUUGAUGCUGUUAGAAAAUGUAGUUUUCUCAAUGAUAGAAAAUGAAUAGUGGACUGUAAAACAUUAGCAUCUAUGCCUAUUACUAUAGAGUUAAUUAUUUCUAUUUUUUCCCACUAGGUGGAGAAUUUUACCGUGUCUUUCUCAGAUGGCCGAGUGUUAUGUUACUUGAUCCACCACUACCACCCUUGCUAUGUGCCUUUGGAGGCGAUCUGUCAGCGCACUACGCAGACUGUGGAGUGCACGCACACUGGCUCAGUGGUGUUAAACUCAUCCUCGGACUCUGAUGCUAGUUUUCUGGAUGUGUCUCCUAAAGCAUUUGAUCCUGAAAAUGCUUCAGCGUUACACAAAGAGCUCUUGGAAAAUGAAAAGAAAAAUUUUCAGCUGAUCAGCUCUGCAGUUAGAGAUCUUGGUGGAAUACCUACUAUGAUUCAUCAUUCGGAUAUGUCAAAUACAAUUCCAGAUGAAAAGGUGGUUAUUACCUAUUUGUCAUUUCUCUGUGCAAGACUUUUGGAUCUUCGUAAAGAAAUAAGAGCGGCACGACUUAUACAAACAACUUGGAGAAAAUACAAACUGAAAACAGAUCUGAAACGCCAUCAGGAGCGAGACAAAGCUGCAAGAGUUAUUCAGUGUGCUAUAAUCCGUUUUCUAACUAAACGGCGAUUGAAAAAGGAGGCUAAUGCAGCGCUCGCCAUUCAGAAAUCUUGGAGAAGAUUCUUAGCACAGAGAAAAUUAAAACUGUUAAAAAAGGAAAAACUGGAAAAAAUUCAAAGUGAAGCUGCAUCAGUAAUUCAGGCGGGUUGGAGAAGAUAUUCCACUAGAAAAAGAUUUCUGAAAUUGAAGUAUUAUUCAGUCAUUCUGCAAUCUCAGAUAAGAAUGAUAAUUGCUGUAACUUCUUAUAAGCGGUAUCUGUGGGCUGCAGUUGUAAUUCAGAGGCAUUGGCGUGCUUAUUACAGGAGAAAACAAGAUCAACAAAGAUAUAAAACGCUGAAGUCAUCAGCCCUUUUUAUCCAGUUCAUGUUCAGAAGAUGGAAGCGACGCAAAAUGCAAUUACAAACAAAAGCUACCAUAAUCUUGCAAAGAGCAUUCAGAGAAUGGCAAGUCAGGAGACGAGUGAAAGAAGAAAAAUCUGCUAUUAUCAUUCAGUCAUGGUAUAGAAUGCACAAAGAACUACGUAAAUACACUCAUAUUAGAUCUUGUGUGGUGUUCAUCCAGACAAGAGUUAGGUGCUUUCAAGCCCAAAAGUUAUAUAAGAGAAAGAGAGCAUCUGUUCUGACCAUCCAAAAGUACUACAGAGCUUAUGCGAAAGGGAAGCUGGAGCGUACCCAGUGUUUGCAGAAACAGGCUGCAGCAGUUGUACUACAGACUGCCUUCAGGAGAAUGAAAACUCGUCAUUUACAUCGGCGGCUCAGAGCCGCGUGUGUCUUACAGUCUUAUUGGAGAAUGAGACAAGAAAAACUGAAAUUUGUAAGCCUAAAGAAGGCGGUCAUCAAAUUGCAGGCACACAUUAGAAAAUAUCAACAACUACAGAAAUAUAAGAAGCUGAGAAAAGCCGCCCUGGUAAUCCAGGCUCGUUUCCGAGCUUGCAGUUCAGCCAGGAAAGUUCUAGCCUCGUAUCAGAGAACACGUGCUGCUGUCAUUGUUCUGCAGUCUGCAUGCAGAGCAAUGCAAGCGAAGAAAAAGUUUGUCCACAUCCGAACAUCUGCUAUAAAGAUUCAGUCAUAUUAUCGAGCUUACACUGCCCGCAAAAAGUUUAUGAGCCUAAAAAAUGCAACAAUAAAGUUGCAGUCUGUUGUCAAGAUGAAGCAAGCCCGCAAACAGUAUUUGCGUUUAAGAGAAGCAGCACUGUGUAUCCAGCAAUGGUACCUUUCCCAAAAAAGGGCUGCAUUAAAGAGAGAAGCAUUUAUACAGGUGCAGAAAUCUUGUAUCAAACUGCAAGCUUUUGUUAGAGGAUACCAGGUUCGAAAACAGAUGAGGCUGCAAAGAAAAGCUGCGAUUUCACUACAGUCUUAUUUCAGAAUGAGAAAAACUAGACAAUCGUAUCUGAAAAUUUAUAAAGCAACCAUUGUCAUUCAGAAUUACUACCAUGCACACAAAGCAGGAGCCAAUCAGAGAAAGAACUUCUUGCAAAUCCGAAGAGCAGCUACUUGCUUGCAGGCAGCCUACCGAGGUUAUAAAGUACGCCAGCUAAUCAAACAACAAUCUGUAGCUGCCAUUAAAAUUCAAACUGCCUUUAGAGGCUAUAGUAAAAGGAUGAAAUAUCAAUGUGUUCUUCAGGCUGCUAUCAAAAUUCAGAGAUGGUACAGGGCAUACAAGACUUUACGUGAUAAGAGAACCCUGUUUUUAAACACACGAGCAGCUGUAAUAUUUCUCCAGGCUGUGUACCGUGGCUGGAAAGUUCGGAAGCAGCUCAGAAGGGAACAUAAUGCAGCAGUGAAGAUUCAGUCUGCUUUUAGAAUGAUCAAGGCCCGGAAACAGUUUAGAUUGUUAAAAAGAGCAGCUGUAGUCAUCCAGCAGCAUCUGAGAGCAAGGGCUGCAGGAAAGCAGCAGCGUACGGCAUACGUUGAACUCCAUCGGGCUGCGCUGAAGCUUCAAGCCUCCUGGAAAGGGAGGAAAGUGAGAUGGCAGAUUCAAAGGCAGCAUGCAUGUGCAACUAUCAUCCAGUCAUACUACAAAAUGUAUGUGCAACAAAAGACGUGGAGAGCCUGGAAAAAAUCAGCUCUUCUUAUCCAACUGCGUUAUAGGGCUUACCGGAUUGGACAGAGGCAGCGUCAUUUAUAUUUGAAAACAAAAGCAGCUGCAAUCAUUUUACAAUCAGCCUACCGAGGUGUUCGAGUCAGGAAAAUAGUAAAAGAGAUGAAAAAAGCUGCAGUCAGUAUCCAAUCUAAAUAUAAGGCCUACAAAACCAAAAAAAAUUAUGUAACCCAGAGAGCUUCUGCUAUCACAAUUCAGAGAUGGUAUCGAGAUAUUAAAGCUGCAAAACAGCGGCGCAAGGAAUAUCUUGAUUUAAGGGCCAGGGCCAUUAAGAUCCAAGCUGUCUACAGAGGUACCAGAGUAAGAAGGCGUAUUCAACACAUGCACAUGGCAGCCACCUGCAUUAAAGCCAUGUUUAAAAUGCAUCAGUCCAAACUAAGAUACCAUGCAAUGAGAGCAGCAACUGUUAUUAUUCAAGUCAGGUAUCGAGCCUACCAUCAAGGUAGACUACAGCGUGCAAAGUACUUGACAAUUCGAAAAGCAGUUACUACAAUUCAGGCAUGGUUUAGAGGGUUAAGGGUCAGACAAACUCUAAGAGAGAUGCAGAUUGCGGCAACACUCAUUCAGUCACACUAUAGAAGAUAUAGGGAGCAAAAAUAUUUUGGAAAGCUAAAGAAGGUAACUAAAGCAAUACAGCAAAGAUACCGGGCAGUAAAGGCAAGAGACGUACAAUUUCAAAGGUAUAACAACUUAAGACAUUCGGCAAUAUGCAUCCAGGCUGCUUUUAGGGGAAUGAGAGCUAGAAGACAUUUAAAACGUAUGCAUUUAGCAGCAACUCUAAUUCAGAGGAAGUAUAGAAUUCUAAUGAUGAGAAGAAGAUUCCUCUCUCUCAAGAAAACUGCUCCUUGGGUUCUGAGCAAGAGUCACGCAAAUGUUGGCACAAGGCAUCAUUUAGAACAAUCCCUCCAGGUACAAAAGGCGGCCAUUAAAAUCCAGUCAUCGUGCAGAAGAUCGAUGGUAAAAAAAAAGAUGCAAGAGAUGCACAGGGCUGCGGUUCUCAUUCAGGCUGCUUUCAGAAUGCACAGAGCACGGGUGAGAUUUCAGACUUACAAACAUGCCACAGUUCUAAUCCAGCAACAUUACCGCGCAUACAGAGCUGCGAAACUGCACCGAGAAAACGAGAGCAGACGACUGCAAACCACUGUGGUCACCCAUGCUGCAGGUGAGGGCAGGAGCACAAGACAGCUCCUACACGAAGAACAACGAGCCACUAUUGUAAACCAAAGCUCAUAUAGCGUGCACAGGCAAUAUUACCACCGAAAGGUUCAGUGGGCUAUGAACAUCUUGCAAGGAAGAUCCAGAGCAAAAGAAAGCCAACAGAGAGCUCUUCAACACAAGGCACUCAGGAAAGCAACCAGUUGCGUGCUGGAAGGGUUCCAGGGCGUGCACAUAGGGAAUCAAAUUCGGAAAGAGCAUCAGGCUGCCACUGUUGUGCAGAAGCACUUUAAAGCCUUUAUAGUUAGGAGGCGGUAUCUCCAGCUCCGAGCCGCGGUCAUUUGUGUUCAAAGAAGAUACAGAGCACUAAUUGCAACGCAGAAGCAUACCCAAACCAUUAUCUGCACACAGGCUUCUCACGGAGGCUGCGAGAGACAGAGCGGUACCCAGCGAAGGUACCUGGCUGCCACCCUCAUCCAAUCUUUCUACCGAAUGCACAGGGCCAAAGUCCUGUAUCAAACAAAGAGGGCCGCCGCUGUGGUUAUCCAGAAGUAUUAUAGGUCAUAUGUCAGAGUAAAAAUAGGAAGAAAGAGAUCUUUAGCGGUGGCGACAUCUGCCCCGACCAUUCUGGCUGCCCCUAGAGGCGUGCACGUUGGGCAGGAACUGGAGAACUCUGCGGCAGAGAAGGCGGCCAUCGUCCUGCAGGCUGCGUUCCGCUGUUACCGAGCUAAAACGCAGUACAGCGCUGUUCGAGGGGCGGCAGUAAGGAUUCAAAGGUGGUAUAAAGCUGCUCUACGUGCUCGGUCACUGGAAGCAGAGCAUCACUCUCAGAGAAAAGCGGCACUGACGAUUCAAAAGGCUUUUCGUAAAACGGUCACAAGAAAACUGGCAACACAAAAGCGCGCUGCCCUACGAAUCCAGUGCUUCCUUCACAUGGCUCUGUACAAGAGAAGAUUUGCUCAGCAAAAAUGGGCUGCCAUCACUUUACAGCAGUAUUUCAGGGCGUGGCAAACCAGAAAGGAGUUUUUGUCAUACAGGAAAGCGGCAGUGGUUUUGCAAACUUACUUCAGAGCGUUUCUGUGUGCAAAAUAUCAAAGACAAGUUUAUUUACAGACCAGGAGCAGUAUUAUCAUAAUUCAAGCUAGGAUGAAAGGAUUUUUACAAAGAGAAAAGUUUCAGAAAAUUAAAGAGAGCACCAUAACGAUCCAGGCUGCAUGGAGGAGAUAUAAAGCUAGGAAGUCUUUCUAUGAAAUGAAAGCUGCCUGCAAGAUUCAAGCCUGGUAUAGAUGUUACAGAACACGUAACCAAUAUUUAGCUGUAUUAAAAGCUGUUAAAUUCAUUCAAGGUUGCUUCUAUACCAAAAUGGAGAGGAAAUGGUUUUUGAAUCUGAGAGCAUCAACUGUUAUCGUUCAGAGAAGAUGGAGAGCUAAACUUGCUGGAAGAAUAGUUCAUGAGCACUCCUUAAUGAUGAAAAGACAUCAAGCGGCCUGUUUGAUUCAAGCAAAUUACAAAGGAUAUAAAGGAAGACAGGUCUUUCUUCGGCAGAAAUCUGCUGCCUUAACUAUACAAAGAUAUAUAAGAGCAAAGAAGGCUGAGAAGUGUGAAAGGAUAAAAUAUCUUGUAUUAAAAAAAUCCACAAUUGUUCUACAAGCAGUGAUCCGUGGGUGGUUAGUAAGAAAAAGAAUAUUAGAACACAAAAGAAGAAUCAGGCUUCUUCAUUUCACAGCAGCCGCAUAUUUUCAUCUGUCUGCUCUUAGAAUACAAAGAGCAUAUAAACUUCACAUGGCGGUUAAGAAUGCUAAGAAGCAGAUCAGUUCAGUCAUCUGUAUUCAGAGAUGGUUUCGAGCAAGAUUACAGCAAAAGAAAUAUCAGAGCAUAAUAAAAACUCGGCAUGAAGUUCAAGAGUUGUUGGACCAACAAAAUAGGGCUGCAUUAGUAAUACAGAAAGCAGUUCACAAUUUUCUUGUCCGUAAAAAACAGGAAAAAGUUAAUAGUGGCGUCACUAAAAUUCAGGCAUUGUGGAGAGGAUAUUCUUGGAGGAAGAAAAAUGAUUGUAAGAAAAUUAAAGCUAUCCAACUGAGUCUGCAAGUGGUUAAUAGAGAGAUCCAAGAAAAAAAUAAGCUCUGCAGAAGAACAGCACUUGCACUUCAUUCUCUCCUGACAUAUAAGCACCUCUCAGCCGUUCUCGAGGCAUUAAAACACUUAGAGGUUGUCACAAGAUUGUCUCCACUUUGUUGUGAGAACAUGGCCCAGAGUGGAGCAAUUUCUAAACUCUUUGUGUUGAUCCGGAGUUGUAAUCGUAGUGUCCCUUGUAUGGAGGUCAUCAGACGUGCGGUGCAAGUCCUGCUAAAUGUAGCAAAGUAUGAGAAAACUACUCCAGCAGUGUAUGCUGUAGAAACUUGCAUCGAAACCCUGUUGGAGCUUUUACAGAUGUACCGAGAAAAGGCUGGAGACAGAGCUGCAGACAAAGGUGGAAGCAUUUUUACAAAAUCAUGUUGUUUGCUGGCUGUUUUACUGAAGACAACGAGUCGGGCCUCUGAUGUUCGCAGUAGGUCCAAAGUUGUUGACCGUAUUUAUAGUCUCUAUAAAUUUACAGCUCGUAAACAUAAAAUGAAUAUUGAAAGAAUACUUUAUAAACAAAAGACGAAUUCUUCUAUAAACAUUCCCUUUAUUCCUGAGACUCCUGUAAGAACCAGAGUAGUUUCAAGACUUAAGCCAGGUUGGGUUUUGAGAAGAGAUAGCCUUGAAGAAAUCACUAAUCCUCUGCACGCUAUUCAAAUGGUGAUGGAUACACUCGGCGUUCCUUACCAGUAGUUGUAAACAUUUCAGGGUGCACAAAUAGUGAAGCUAAUCAUGUGUGUGUUAUUGCCCUUUUUGUAUCACUCCUAAAAUCUGACUUUGUAUUAAAUAAAUAACAAAACUGUUUGGUA
Molecule: messenger RNA, 10067 nt
Organism: Echinops telfairi (small Madagascar hedgehog)
Lineage: Eukaryota; Metazoa; Chordata; Mammalia; Afrosoricida; Tenrecidae
Gene: ASPM
Product: assembly factor for spindle microtubules
Exons: 27
Biological process (GO): mitotic cell cycle; establishment of meiotic spindle localization; spindle organization
Cellular component (GO): spindle pole
Molecular function (GO): protein binding
Source: RefSeq, a predicted model, not a curated record